AAAUAUGUUUGGCUUUGACGGUGAAUACCGUCGUAAACCCCAACAGAGCCUUGGUGGUGUGUCCACCAGCUCUGAUCGGGAAACCAUUAUUCGCAAAGCAGCCGAGGAGCGGCUGAAGCGUAAUCAAUUGCGACGUGAGACAAAUGGUGCUAUUGUACUGCAGUCGUAUACACGUUCUUUUAUUCAUCGCCAAAGACGAAAACGAUACGAACGCGAGGAGUUCGAUGGAUUUCUUAAGGCCCAUCGUACCCAACUUCAACAGGAUGAGAAGCUUGAGUUCUUAUUGCGACGCUUGAUAUUUUUUUACAAUACCAAGGAAGCCAAAGACUGUGAACGAUUGAUAGAUGUAUGUCAACAUAUACUGAAAAGUCCCGCCCGAAUACUGCAAAACUCAACAACAGACAAAAUGUGGCUACAUCGCCUCAAAAAGCUAUUAGAUUUGUGCAUUGUGCAGCUGACGACCGAUUCACAGUCUUCCCAGGCCAUACCUUUACGGAUGUUAGAAACAUUCACCUCCGAAGCGUCAAUAGAACGCUACGUCGAGAAUGAAGAGUUAAUUAGACACUAUUUGCAAUUUAUUUUCAAUUAUCUGAUUGGAAGGGAUUAUUACAAACGGCUACGUUCGAUUUUGGAACUAAAAUGCCCGCCACUGGAUGGAGAGGUUCUUCAACCGCCCAAUCAGUUUUCGGAAGCGAUAUUUCAACUAAUGCUACGGCCUUUGCUUUUGGCCAAGAAUUCGGAAUUGCGAUUUUCCUACAAUGUGUGCUUGUCAUUUAGCAGACACAUACUGUCACUGCCAUUUACGGAUUGUAUACGAAAUUUCCUCAUACCAUGCUUCGCUGACUGUGCGGAAUUUCCAUUUGAGUUUGUUGUGAGAACAUUGCAGAGGUAUACCAAAUCGGAAAUGCCUGAGAAAAUGGAGGUUGAUGAAAAAAGCGUGCCAAUAUUCACCGGAGCCUCAAGUGCAGCGACAAACACCACCAGCGUCAAGUCUAAAAGUGCCGUAGAGGAGAUGGACCCGAAAACCAUUUUCAGCACAUUUUUGCUGCACUCUCUACUUAUGCUAGACCGCAAGCAAUUAGAUUCCCUGCACUCCAAAAAAUUGCUAAGCAGUUACAUAAAAAUUAUAUCCGAAGUGUCUUCGAAAAUACUGCAUUUGCCCAAGUCCUCGUUGAAACAUUCGGUCCAUCAUCAUAGUCAUCACGGCAACGAGAGUGAAGACAGCUCGUCCGAUGACGAAAGCGAUGCUGAGGAUAAUUAUCAAAGCAAAGGAUCAACCGAUGGAGAAUCUGCACCGCAAGUAGUUGCUAUAACGGAACAGGAAAAAGAAAGCCUCAUGGAAUGCAUUGUCAUGCUAAAUGAGGGACGGCGUGUUCAGGUUAUUGUUGAAAACAUAGAGGAGUACUUGAACGACAACGAUGUACUGUAUGGACUGUGUGAAAUUUGUCACAACUUGAUGAUCUACAAUAAAAUGGCUAUGUUCGAUUACAAAUUAUUAUACACUUUAUCGUUUACGCCGAAUUUCAUAAGAGCAGUCUGGUUUACAUUGGUGUCGCAAUCCAAACAACAGGGAUUUAAUGCUCCCUUAACCCUGAUAUCCAAGGGAGUUGUGCCAAAACAUUCGGGCAGUGAAACAUUUGUCCCUCUACUGGCCACAUUCUGUACAUUGUUUGGACGAUUGCUGCCCACGUUACAUGAUAAUGAAUUCUGUGAUGAAAAGCUACUGAUAGAGAAAAGCCCACAGGCAACGUCUCACGUUCGCCUCAUGCCUUUUUCACUGUCCGAGAUUGUACAACUUUCAAAGACACUAAAAGAAAUUUCUUUGGGCUUAGUGGAAUUGGCAUUUCCCGAAACUCGGUCCAAUUUAAAUCAGCACUAUCGUUUUGUCUUGGGUCGUUCGGAUUCGGACGACACUAAAAUGAGGCAAAAGCAAAUCUGGGCAAAUCUGUUGAAAGUAGUUGUGUUUGUUUUGAACCAAAUUCACACUAGAGAUCUUCGGUUGGGCUUCUGUCCCGAAUCGCAUUGGACGGUGACGCGCUUGGACUUGCCCCUAGAUAGACCCACCGAUUUGCCAUUAACGAGAGGCAGUCGGACGCGGGGCAUACGUCCUUUUCAGCCGAUUCGAGAUUUUACCAGAGAGGAUUUCGAAAACGGUCCACCUAUGUCAACAAAGCAAAUCCGGUCAAUAACCAUUUUGAGAGAAAUACCUUUUGUAGUGGCGUUCAGCAAACGGGUGGGCAUUCUACAGGGGUUGGUAGCAGCCGAUAAAAUGAGAGUGCAGGGAAACCUACAGGCCUUUUUGCAGGGACCGUCGAUAAUGCUGACAGUAAGGAGAAGCCAUUUAUAUGAAGACGCCUAUGACAAGCUGCGACCAGAAAAUGAACCCGAUCUGCGGUUAAAGUUCAGAGUGCAGUUUGUUUCGUCAUUGGGCUUAGAUGAGGCUGGUAUAGAUGGCGGUGGUGUUUUCCGAGAAUUUCUCUCGGAACUAAUUAAAACUGCCUUCGAUCCCAAUAGAGGCUUUUUCAUGGUAACAACGGACAAUAAACUUUAUCCAAAUCCCACAGUGAGCGACUUAGUGCCAGAUUUUGAGAAACAUUAUUACUUCAUCGGACGUAUAUUAGGUAAAGCAAUAUACGAAAAUCUUCUUGUCGAACUUCCCCUGGCGGAGUUUUUCCUUACCAAACUGGCUGGCAAAUAUGCUGACGUCGACAUACACCAGUUGGCUUCCUUGGAUCCGGAACUCUAUAAGAAUCUGUUAUAUUUAAAAGAUUACGAAGGUGAUGUUAGCGAAUUAAAUCUAGACUUUACUGUAGCAAGUAGUUCGUUCGGCCAGACCCAAGUUAUAGAGCUGAAACCUCAGGGCCAAAGUAUACCUGUAACUAACUCAAAUCGUUUGGAAUAUCUGCAUCUCAUGGCGGACUACAAGCUGAAUAAACAAAUACGCCAACACUGCAUUGCAUUCCGUAAAGGCCUAUCAAACGUUGUGUGCGUCGAAUGGCUGUAUAUGUUCAGUAACAAGGAACUGCAGAUAUUAAUAUCAGGCGCCGAGAUACCCAUCGACCUGGAAGAUCUCAAGAGACAUUGUAAAUACGGUGGCGAAUAUAGUCCCGAGCAUCCAUCAAUAAUUGCGUUUUGGGCGGCUUUGGAAAGUUUCGAUGAUUUGCAGAGGAGACAGCUGUUGAAAUUUGUAACAAGCUGCUCACGACCGCCGUUACUCGGAUUUAAGGAUUUGGAUCCACCUUUCUUUAUACAAAAUGCCGGUGACAUGGAGCGUCUACCGACGGCAAGCACCUGUACUAAUCUUUUGAAAUUACCUCCCUUUAAAACUGUCGAACAAAUGCGCGAGAAAUUGUUGUAUGCCAUACAAUCUGGCGUUGGAUUUGAACUCAGUUAAAUAAUAAUAACAAUU
Musca vetustissima is the source of this 3409-nucleotide messenger RNA. Its product is annotated as ubiquitin-protein ligase E3C. Lineage: Eukaryota; Metazoa; Arthropoda; Insecta; Diptera; Muscidae. The record is from RefSeq and is a predicted model, not a curated record. The transcript is spliced from 8 exons. The coding region runs from base 5 to 3394 and encodes 1129 amino acids. Gene Ontology annotation, biological process: protein polyubiquitination; ubiquitin-dependent protein catabolic process. Gene Ontology annotation, molecular function: ubiquitin protein ligase activity; protein binding.